AUGGCCACCUUUGGAGGAGCUCAGCAAAAAUGCAUGGCCUGUGAUAAAACUGUGUAUCUUGUUGAUAAGUUGACUGCUGACAAGAGGAAUUAUCAUAGAUCCUGCUUUAGAUGCCACCAUUGCAAGGGCACCCUUAAGCUAAGCAACUUCUGUUCUUUCGAAGGGGUAUUAUACUGCAGGCCUCACUAUGAUCAACUCUACAAGCGAACAGGCAGUCUUGACAAGAGUUUUGAAGGAACACCCAAAAUUGCCAAACCAGAAAAAUAUAUUGAUACUGAGAAUGCAAGCAAAGUGUCAAAUAUGUUUGCAGGAACCACAGAGAAAUGUGUGGAUUGCAGUAAGACUGCAUACCCUAUUGAGAGGGUGACGGUGAAUGGAACGCCAUACCACAAGAGCUGCUUCAAGUGCUGCCAUGGUGGGUGCACAAUAAGUCCAUCAAACUACAUUGCUCAUGAGGGAAAGCUCUACUGCAAGCAUCACCAUAUCCAACUUUUCAAGGAGAAAGGAAACUACAGCCAGCUCGAGGCAGAAAGGGACGCAGCACUCAUCACCACAGACUUCACCACCGUCGAAAUUGCUGCUUAA
Manihot esculenta (cassava) is the source of this 585-nucleotide messenger RNA. RefSeq names its product LIM domain-containing protein WLIM1. Gene Ontology annotation, molecular function: actin filament binding. Gene Ontology annotation, biological process: actin filament bundle assembly. The coding region runs from base 1 to 585 and encodes 194 amino acids. NCBI's taxonomy places the organism in Eukaryota, Viridiplantae, Streptophyta, Magnoliopsida, Malpighiales, Euphorbiaceae. The transcript is spliced from 5 exons. The record is from RefSeq and is a predicted model, not a curated record. Gene Ontology annotation, cellular component: plasma membrane; actin cytoskeleton.